This is a messenger RNA of Ostrea edulis (European flat oyster), 1433 nucleotides long. Its product is annotated as sorcin-like. The coding region runs from base 321 to 1118 and encodes 265 amino acids. NCBI's taxonomy places the organism in Eukaryota, Metazoa, Mollusca, Bivalvia, Ostreida, Ostreidae. The transcript has 9 exons. The record is from RefSeq and is a predicted model, not a curated record. Gene Ontology annotation, molecular function: calcium ion binding.
UUUUUUUAAAUUAUUUAUAAUCUGAUUAAAAUACAGAUAUCUCAAAUAGCGCACAGUGCUAAGCGCUAUCUCAUAGAUUCAAUACCGGUGUGCAACCUUAGAUCCACACCAAUUUCAUCCGGAAGUAAACAAAAACGGGAAAUAACUCUAUAUAUCAAAACAAACUACAUGGCCGCUCGCUGAGCUUCCCUAGCAACUAAUUAAAGAACGGUCACCGAUAAAGUCAUACCGUCACAGGAUUGCCAAAUACUAGAAUUGUGCAAGUUAAGCGAAACUGCGCAGGGGAGCUUCUACUGAUUUAAACACACAGUACAGAAAUCAUGGCGUAUUACCAACAAGGAUACCAGCAGCAACCUUACGGUCAACAACAACAAUACGGGGGAUAUCAACAACAGGGUGGGUAUCAACAACAGGGCGGGUACCAGCCGUAUCAACAGCCUCAGUAUCAACAAUACCAACAGCCAAGCCAACAGUACGGAAGUUACGGUUCUUAUUUCCAGCAAAAUGUCUUUUCCGUUAACGCAUGGCAGGCUUUCCAAUUCAAUUCCCAAGACGAUCUAUGGCACCAGUUUAACAACGAAAUGAUGAAAAAUCCAGCAAAUGUGCAAUCACAAGCUAUCCAAGCAGAAGAUCUGUGCAAUAUCAUGAAUAACUGUCAGACAAUCAGAAACUACUUUGGAAUUAAUUGGAGUAGAGAAUUGUGCAGCGUAAUGAUCGCCAUGCUGGAUCGCUCCCAUGACGGGUUCAUGCAGUGGAAUGAGUUUAUGGAGCUCCAGCAGUGUCUCAUUUCUUGGCACAAAGUGUUCUCUCAGUACGACAGUGACAGGUCUGGAUAUGUGGAAGCUAACGAACUCGUCAACGUCAUCACCAAUCUGUAUGGUUACAGAAUAUCACCAAAGGCCACAGAAACUAUUCUGAAGCGAUAUUCAAGAGUUCUCCCCCGUGGACAUACCAACGCUUGUUUAUGCGCCUUCGAUGACUUUGUAACACUUAGCGUCAGACUAAGGGCAUACACAGAUGAUUUCAGGAAGCGGGAUGCUAUGGUCAAUGGCGGACGUGAAGCAGGAAGCUGCGCAUUUGGAUAUGAUGACUUCCUACAGUGCGUGAUGUGUAUCUAAGAGUGACAUAAAGAAACUGAAUGUUCAUUGUACUUAUGUAUCCCGCCCCAGGGAAAAACGUCAUCACUGUAUUGCGGAUUUACAUUGCAUGUGAAGUAAAUUGUCUGCGGACGUCUUCUAUAUUUGACUUACCAAAGUGACACACACACACACACACACACACACACACACACACACACACACACAUAUAUAUAUAUAUAUCAAGAUAUUGUUGGUGAUUUGAAGCGCUUUAUUUUGUGUGUGUUUAGGUUAAUAUGUGAUUUUUCCACUCCAUCUGUCUAUCAUGUGUUGUACAGAAUAAACUACAUAACGAUG